This is a messenger RNA of Cadophora gregata, 615 nucleotides long. RefSeq lists its product as uncharacterized. The transcript has a single exon. The coding region runs from base 1 to 615 and encodes 204 amino acids. NCBI's taxonomy places the organism in Eukaryota, Fungi, Ascomycota, Leotiomycetes, Helotiales, Ploettnerulaceae. The record is from RefSeq and is a predicted model, not a curated record.
AUGCCUAAUCAACCUUCAACUAGCUCAGCUAGCACCCCAAACCCAGACAUCGCAGCACUCGUACAAGCCCUGCUGAAUCCUACCUCACCUCAAGCUCCUCAACUCUAUCGCCUCCUAAACCUUACACUCUCUCGAACCUGGGCUAGUGGCCCAAGCCCCGACAUAUCACCACUUCUACAAGCUUUAUUAAACCCCACCCCUGCCCAACUCUUUCGCCUCUUCAGCCUCACCCUGUCUCAGAAUUUACUCCUACAAAUCGCUCUACUGAGACUCAUCUCAUAUCUGGCCCAACCUCCUGUGCAAAGAAGCAUCCGCGAGUGGGUAUUCAACAACAUUCCCGCAGGGGCACAGCUGCAAGAUCGUGAACUUGGACCAACAGUCUUGCUACUUGGAAAGACGAUCACUAAUGUUAAGAAAGCUGUGGAAUAUGGUAUGAAGACUUUGAAGGAGGAACAUCGAGAAGGCACAAAAGAGUUGACCUCUCCGGAUCGAACUGCUGAGCAAGGGUUGGAGACGGCAGGGAAGAUACUUGUUGGACUGGAAGAGCUGAUGGAGAGUUUGAAAAAACGAUAUGAGACUGCGAGCGGACAUCAAGCACCUAGAGAGCGGAAGUGA